Symbiodinium necroappetens is the source of this 1740-nucleotide messenger RNA. NCBI's taxonomy places the organism in Eukaryota, Dinophyceae, Suessiales, Symbiodiniaceae. The record is from the annotation of a GenBank genome assembly.
AUGCCAGUCAAACGUGCCACGACAUGCACGCUGACGGUUCCAACACCAGAGACAAGGCCUGCUAGCAGGGGAAGCACAUCUUCGCGAACCCCGUCCCGAACACCCUCGCGCACCGGACUGUCUGUGCGAGAGUUGCUCCACAGCCAGUCCACGUUGAUGGAAUCCACAUCAAGUCCGCGGAGCUCGCCGAAACCAACAUCACCCAAAGAGAGCACGGGCCGCACCUCUCCGCUGUCUGCACUCGCCCCACAAGCACUCUCCCUGCCUCAGCUUCGCCCGGUGAGAUCGCAGCACCGUCAUCGCACCUGGGCUGGCCCCGCACCUCCUUGCGACGGCUUUGGUAUGGGCGAACGAGAGGGCGGCGGUGAAGAGGCUGGAACGGCCGUGCUACCAAAGGCUUCAAACACAAAGGUGGAGGUCGGCGCCGCAAUGAGCAUUCCCCGCGAACCCCGGACAAACGCUAUUGACCGGCAGUGGGAGGCAGAUGCAGCGUUUCGGCCAACUCCUCAGGCGCAGCUCAUAAGCUUGCUUUCUCCCAAGAGGGAGGAGAAGAGGUCCAAGGAGAAGCCCCAUGGGAUCGAGAAGUCCGAGGCCGAGAACGAGCCCGCCAGCCCCACGAGCCCCAUGAGCCCCGCCAGCCCCACGAGCCCGGGAUCCUCCAAAAGCCUCGGCUUCAGCAGGACUUGGGGCGGAGCUGUCGGAGGCCGGGGCUUCAGCAAGCGACUGGGAGUGCCCUCGCAACCUCCCUCCCGAAGGCCUUCCUCGGACCCUUCGGAACCUCUGAAGAAGAUCCGCAGCUUGGAAGAAGGCGAGAAGAUCUUCGACCUCUACUACUGGGAGAAAGUCCUUCAGCAAGAAGGAGAUGGCGGGAAGGUGGUGGUGUGCCGACCUAAGGACCAAGCAGAUGAGGAGUUUAACUUCGUGAUGAAGAUCAAAAGCAAGGAAUCGCUUCGCGAAGACUUGCAUGAGGAAGAGUUUGUGCGGGCACAAACACGGCUCUUGAAUUUUCCGCCCCAUCCGGGUGUCAUACGUUUGAGGGAGAUCUUAGAAGACGAGACAUUUUACUACGUCGUCAUGGACCGGGCUUCUGGUGGCCCCUUCUUCGAAUGCUUGCUCCAGGAGUACAAAGAUGGACACAUGCCGCCCCAGGCAGUCUCCAGCGUGGCUAGGGACAUCUUGGCCACACUUUGCCACCUGCACAAGCAGGGCAUUCUCCACAGGGACAUCAAGCCCGACAAUUUGGUGAUGCAUCUGCAGGACGACCCUUCAACGGGAAGGAAGUUGCAGAAGGUUGCACUCAUCGAUUUUGACCAUGCAGAUGCAGCAUUCAGUCCCCAAGCUUCGAGAAGUCUGGCAACGAGGCACUGCUAUGGCACCGCACGGUUCAAUGCUCCGGAGGCUUUCUUAGGCAUGUAUUCCGCGCACACUGACUUGUACAGUGUCGGUGUCAUAGUAUAUUUGUUGCUGACGGGAGAGAUGCCAUACCCCUCUGACUUCUUCGACUUUCCAGAUCACAGCCCCAAGUCGCCAGCGGCGAACAGGCGCUGGAUGGAGAACGUCGUGAUGCAAAUGCAAAGCCACCCGGUGGACUGGAGCCACAUGACCUUCACAGAGAUCCCGCAGAGCAAAGACUUCUGCCAGAGAUUGCUUGCCUUCGAUCCGGCCGAUCGUUUUGGCUCCGCGAAUGAGGCGCUCGCGCAUCCUUGGCUGAGUAAGUCUGAGUCCGACUCGGAGGGGUGA